CCCUCUCAUAUAGCUAGUGGCUUUCCACUUCACCUUUCUGCUGUUCGAUGUUCAUAAGGCAACAGAGAACCAGGACAAAGAUGUCAAGGAUCUGGUGUCUGUUGGCUGCAACUUGGCUCUUUUUGGCUUUGGCUGCAGCCCAGCGCAGGGCCAGUAGCAGGAACAACCGUUGGGGAGAAAAUGGGAGCCACAAACACUCCGCCUACAAGACUUGGAAUUCCCGAUUGUACCCCAGGUGGAGAGAGGGAGACCCAAGGCAGAGGAACUGCUGGCGAGGAGGCCACGUGUCAUUUGACAUCAGCAACGAUGCCCCAACCAUAACAGGGGCCAAGGCCACAUUCAGCAUCGCUCUGCGGUUCCCUCACAAUCAGACAGUGCUACCAGAUGGGCGCAUAGUGUGGAACCAGAACUGCACCAUAAAUGGUAGUCAGGUGAUGCAGGGAGACCCUGUUUUCCCUGACCAGAACUUUGAAAUGUCUGAUGGCUUCUUUCCUGAUGGGCAGCCCUUUCCACCAAGUAAUAAGGGCAAAUUUGUCUAUGUCUGGCAGACCUGGGGGCACUACUGGCAGGUAGAAGACGGUCCCUCAUCCCUGCUGACCAUUGAUACUGAUGAUGUACCACUGGGUUCCUACACCAUGGAAGUGGAGGUUUACCACUAUCGGGGACGUGAAAAAUUCAUCCCGAUAGGGGGCACUUCUUCACAGUUCAGCAUCACUGAUCAGAUCCCAUUCAAUGUGGACAUUGCACAGGUGCUGGAUGUAGACGGGACAGAUGGUCGCUUUGUCCGAAACCGGGCCAUUUCCUUUGGCGUACGGCUCCAUGACCCCAGUAAAUACUUGGGCGAUGCUGACAUUUCCUACUCCUGGGAUUUUGGAGAUGAUAGCGGGACGCUGAUUUCCCGGGCGGCCCUGGUGACUCACACUUACCUCAGCGCUGGCACCUUCAGCCCUCGUGUGGUGAUCCAAGCCGCCAUCCCCUUGGCCUCUUGUGGAAGCAGCACUUCAGAAGGGCCGAUCAUCAUUCCCACAACGGAUCCAAGGGGCAGCACAGUUCAGGCUACCACUGCCCUCCUAACCCCCAACAGCAUGAGCGGGGCAAGCUCUGAGGGUAUCCAGACUGCAGUCCCAGCUUCUGGAACUCCAGCACCCCCAGAUGAACAGCAGCCUGAACCAGAAGGUACAGAGGCAGGAUCCUUAGCCACUGCAGGGCCUGCUACAGUAGCCAGUGAUGUGCCUGAAGGGGCAGACUUAGCUGCCGCAUCCUUGGAGCCCCUGAAUGUUGUCUCUGCCACCUCAGCUGAAGCCGUAUCAGCCACCAUAGAGCCCCUGUCUGUAUCAACUGUGAUGCCUGCAUCUCUGCCUGGCCCUGUGGCAUCUGCUACUUCACCCAUAGCAACUCCUGAGGAUGACCCUGACACUACAGAAUCCACAGACUCUCCAGUACUACCUACAAGUGUGCCUCCAUCAGAUACACUCUCUAGUGCAGCCAACACCCCUUCCUCUCCAGCGACGCAAGCAGAUCUUACCGAAGAUCCUGCAACCGCUGUUCCGACUGCAUCCAGGUUGCCUGACACUGAAACAGUUGCAACCAAUGUGGUCCAAGUGUUGGUAAAACGGCAGGCACCAUCUGGCUGUCUCCUCUACCGUUAUGGGACCUUUGCCACUAAUCUGGAUGUUGUCCAGGGAAUUGAGAGUGUGGAGAUCGUGCAAGUGGUGUCGCUGAUGCCAAGCAUCUCUGAGAACACAGUAGAUCUUACGGUGACCUGCCAAGGAAGCCUCCCUGAAGAAGUGUGCACUACCAUCGCAGAUGCUGAGUGUCUGACAGCCCAACAGGUUGUGUGCAGCCCAGCUCAACCCAGCCCCGACUGCCAGUUGGUUUUGCGCCAGGUCUUCAACCAGUCUGGUCUUUACUGCGUCAAUGUCUCACUGGCUGAUGCCAAUAGCCUGGCUGUGGCCAGCACUCAAGUCAACAUCCAGGCAGGAAGAUCUCCAGCGUCAGCCCAAAUGACCCUCAUAGUUGGUGUGGUGCUGGUUGUUGGUCUCUUAGGUGCUGUUGCCUAUACCUACAGGCGUGUCAAAUACACCGCCCUGCAUACUGGGAUUUCUGCUGGCCCUUCAUCCAGAAACUGGUUGCCUAACCGUACCAGCAUGCGCCUUUUCCUACGCCAAGCUUUCAGGAAGGGGGCCAGUGGGGAAAGCAGCCCGCUGCUGAGCGGGAAUGUGAUCUAAAGGUGGAGACACGCGCCAAGGGACCUACCUAAGCCUUGUCAGCUACUGUCCGUGGAGCCUGCACUGAGAAAGGAAACAGUGUCAUCCCCUGAAUUCUUCCACUCUGAGCUGCCCUUCCCAGCGCUG
Molecule: messenger RNA, 2354 nt
Organism: Heteronotia binoei (common prickly gecko)
Lineage: Eukaryota; Metazoa; Chordata; Lepidosauria; Squamata; Gekkonidae
Gene: PMEL
Product: premelanosome protein
Exons: 12
Coding region: 48-2228 (726 amino acids)
Biological process (GO): melanosome organization
Cellular component (GO): melanosome
Source: RefSeq, a predicted model, not a curated record